GUAACAUAUAGUGGAGCACUUUAAUACAAUUUUAUUGUAAAAUAUAAAUAAUAUACUUUUAUAGUUUGAAAUUAAUGAUUAACUCUUCACACUCAUUGUUCAUUCAUGUGAUUGAACGAGAACUGAACGCAUCACUAUUACUUUAAAUAUAGCAACAUUAUUUCACAAAGUGACAUUAGCUACUGUCAGCUGACUUCGUCUAAUUAAAAAUACGACUAUAGUUGGAUAAGAUUUGUCAGUUGAUCUAGAAGUUUCCAGUUUUCGAUUGCCACGUUAUUUUUUUGCAAUUUUUUUAAACUGCAGUUUUCCGCGUGCGAGAGAACAAUGCUUUGGUCCGACAGCGAUAUAUCUUACAACAAGGAGAAAGGCUCCCUCAACAAUGGCGGAGCGCGGCUGAUGUGUCGUAUCGAACGCUAUCUUGCAUUGAUCGAACAGGGAAAUGUAUGGAUGCGAUUAUUACAAAAUAUUAAGUUUUUAUUUAUUUAUUUGGAAGGAAGGAUUUGUGGUCGACCGAAGGCCUUUCCAGUAAGGCAGGCGAAGAUAAUUAAAUACCAUUGUUAUUACUGGUAAUAUGGAUUUUAUUAGUUAUCUAUUUUUUUUUAAAUACGAUUUUAUGAUCUUAGUAAUUAUAUGUUUGAUUCAUAAUUAUAAUAACAAUUUUUGUUGAAUCGCACGCAGUAAUGUUGUUAUUUUAGAUUGUUAGUAAAGUUUAGUUUAACUGUUUUUAUAUUUUAAUAUAAAAAAUAUAUAUUUAAUAUAAUAAUUUAUAUGUUCCCGGAAAAGAAUACUACGAGGAACAAUCUAAGUUUUUUUUACUGUCUAGAUUCAGAGAUACUUUUAAAGAACGAACAUGGGAUAAAAUUAAACGAAUUAUGUACUUAGCGUGUGCAACGGUGCGCUCAAGGUCCGAAUAUAAUUUUCAAAUCACUCAAUGCGCCUUCAAGAUUACCUUCUGAAAAUUCAAGGAAAUAUUCGUGUGUUUUAUUGUUUGUUCAGGUUUCGUAAUCACUAUCGUAAACUCGUAGUAAAACUGGUUUGCUUCGACUUUGUUCUCAACGUUUAUUGUAUCCCAUUUCGUUUUAUAUUAGUUUCCUAAAAAUUCAAAAUGCAAGAUAACAAGUUAAUUUUAAGAAGUCAAAGUAUAUUAAGUAAUUAAAGAAAAUUUUCUUAGCUGUAAAAUAAUUGGUAAUGUGUCCGAUCUAAGAAGUUCCUGUUCCGAUAGGAUGCAUGCUACACGCCGAGCGGCAAGUAACGAACACAAUGCUAGACGCAUAAUUUUUCUCCGAACGUUUUUCUUAAGUUUCAUAGGUGUUAAAGAGAAACUAUUAAGGUUUGUGAUAAUGAACUGGAUCAACUAAAGACCAGUGUAUUUUAUGGAAUCACUAUUGUUUACGUUUUUGCGAAAUAUCUUGUUUUUCUACAAAAUGUAUUGUAAUUCUAAUGUAUUCGGUGGGUAUUGGGUAAGGAGGUUUAAUGCGAAACACCUUUUAUUAAAAAAAAAAAAUAUGUCUGAGAUAAAUCCUUUGCAAAGGCAUCACAACUAUAAGUUACCAAACAUGCCUUACAUUAUAUUAACGGGUCAGACGGACGAUGACUUGUCUAAAAAACCUUGAAUAAGUUUAUAGCGCCACUUACAGAAUUCCAUUUUAAUUCAUCAAGACAAAUUCUCUUUCUUUUAUUUUGGUUCUUGAGGAACCUAAUCUGAUUUUGAUCCGGCACAUUUUUCGACCCCGUAAAAUUCACUAGAUAAUACGUAAUACUUAACCAUUAUUAUAAUUAAUGUGAACGAAAGUAAAAUCGUACUCCGUGAACAGCUGACACAGUUUAGAGAAUGGUUUUUUACGAGUUCGAAUUGCAAAAGUAGAGGUGCGAAUUACAUGGAAUCGACGCUAUUUAUUUUUCUUUACCAUGUCAAUGUUUUUUUAAUUGAUCCUAGAGAUAAACGAAACAAUUCCCGGUCCCUUCGAUUCUAGGUUUGAUACGAAUAAACUGAGCGUCUUAUCCUUUAGGGUACAAUUGCAGAAGUUGGGGUCACUAACCUCUGGAGCAACGAAGCGAUCAAGAUAAAUAUUAUAUAAUAUCGGCAUACUAACAACUAUUUUACCAUAGAAUUUCCCUUCAAUUCAGAUUCAUUGGACAUGAAACAUCGAAAUUAAUCGUAUGUUUAUUUAAUGUAUGUAUUUAAUUAAAAGUCACAAUUUACAGAUACAACUAGUUUUUUCUAAAAAUAUAGGUUAGGAAUUUAGGAACUACUGUUGCAACUUGUCGAUAGAGUCGCAACUCUAACCUUUCUAUCAAUUGUACCAAAACAGCUGCAUCAAACCGCGCAGUCGCUAUCCGCGAUUGUAAACGUGCGAACCCACGAUACGUAUGCCGCUGGCUCCAAUAAUUCAGUUACGACAAUUUGAAAAAAAAAGUGGCCGAAUCAAUCAGUUACCGGCACCGUAAAGAAAACUCAAAAAUAAAUGGCGCGAAGUAUAAACGUCACUUUUAGAACUUUUUAUUGUUUGCAUUUAAUUACAUAGUUUAAUUUAUAGUUUUGUGAAAUGUGACUUGAUUGUUUUUAAUUAAUUGUAAAUAUGUUGCGGUGCUGGAGGACUGUGAUUUUGGCAGUUGUAUUGUUUUGGUGUUUUAAAACAAAUGCAGAGCAGUUUGGGGAUGAUAUCUAUUCAAAAGAACUCUUAAAAUAUUUGACAGAAGCCGAGAAGACCUUUUUACUAGGAAGUCGACCACAUGAAGCACAUUUCGAAGUUGCGCAUUUAAGCCGACCACGUCGAUACAAAAGGUCACUCGGUAAUAACGACAAAAGCAUUGCCGAUUUGAAAGGGCAUUUAGAUAUUAAGCUUAAGCUCAGAAACAGUUUCCUAGACCCGCACUUCCUCAUGCUGCGAAGAUGGUCGAACAAUACUGAUCUAGUCGUUGACGCGCAUGCUGACGAUGAGUUGGACAUGUGUUACUACGGUAGCGAUAACGCUGCUUUGUUUAUUUGUGAAAAUAUUAGAGGCGUAGUCAAAUCUAAUGAUAGUUACUAUUUAAUACAUCCGUUACCAGAAAGGUUCCAUACGGAUGAUACAAAAGCACAUAUUAUAAUCAAAAGACGUAUGGUCGAUACCAAUAACCACUUAGAAGAAAACGUUUCAUGUGUAGAGAAAGAUAAAAAAAAUACAACUUUGGUAGAUCAAAAAUUAUGGACCAAGCACAGAAGGAAAAGGGAUAUUAUAACUGAAAAUAAACCGGAUAAUACAAGAUUAAAAGAAUUCAAACUGAAUUUAGCUCACAGAAAUAGGACAAUAGGAAAGUUCAUUGAGAAACUAGCGACGCAAUCGAUAAGAGAGAAACGGGCAAUUCAACCUGCGAUUUUUGUCGAAACAGCCGUAUUUGUAGAUAGGGACUUAUACAAACAUAUGACAUUGAAUUUUCCUAAAGACACAGAAAGAGAAUUGGUUAGAUUUGUUUUAGCUAUGAUAAAUGCAGUCCAAUUGUUAUACCAUGACCCAUCUCUAGGAAGGCCGGUCAAUUUUAUACUGAAAAGACUCGAAAUAUUACAUGAAGAUCCUGCAAAUUUGAAAAGACCACACGAUAUAGAUAGGUUUUUAAGUAAUUUCUGCACAUGGCAACGAUUGGAAAACCCACCUGGAGACAACGAUCCGCUGCAUUGGGACCAUGCUUUGAUACUGACCGGUCUGGAUUUGUAUGUUGUAAAUAAAAAUGGAAAAGAUAGCAGUCAAGUCGUUGGCUUAGCUCCAGUGGCUGGUAUGUGUACUGUAACAAGCAGUUGCACCGUGAACGAAGGAAGGCAUUUCGAAAGCGUUUAUGUCGUGGCACAUGAAAUUGGACACAAUUUGGGCAUGAGGCACGACGGACCGUCUGCCGACAAUGGGUGUGAUCCCAGCGCGUUCCUCAUGAGCCCGACUCUUGGGAGCGGGAAGAUUACCUGGUCGCAGUGCAGCAAGAACUACCUACAGAAGUUUCUGGACACUGUCCAGUCUCGGUGUCUGCUGGAUCACGGGAACUCUGCUGGUCAGUUGGAUCACAGCGCAGAGGGAAUCCUGCCCGGGGAGAGAUUUGACGCCGAUCAACAAUGUAUGCUAAAAUACGGUCGAGGCAGCAGGCACUCGGCAGCGCAGAACUUAGAGGACAUCUGCCGGGACCUCCACUGUCAGAGGGAGAGGUACACGUGGACCUCCCAUCCAGCCCUCGAAGGAACUAAGUGUGGCGACGAUAUGUAUUGUCGCGGCGGGGAGUGCGCGGAGCGGGGCGGGCGUGGCGCGCGGGGGGGUGCGGGGCGUUGGGGGCGGUGGGGCGCGUGGUCCGAGUGCGCGUCCGCCUGCUUGCUGGACGACGCGCUGGCGCCCGCCGCGGCCGGCGUCUCCGUGGCCACUCGGCGCUGUAACCGGCACAGACACGACGACGACAACUUUUGUCCCGGACACGACAAGAAGUAUCAAUCCUGUCACGCGGAACAGUGUGACAACGUUCCCCGCAUGACAGUCCGAGAAUUCGCCGAUCAGAUCUGCACGCGCGCCAGGGACGUGGAUCCGGACCUCAUCGGGACCGGACUACAGAGAAUCGACUCUGACGACGUGAGCAGCGCAUGCGCAGUGUGGUGCGACACGCGCGGCGGCGGCUACAAGUCCCGGGGCUGGAGUCUCCCCGACGGAACUGCGUGUUCCAGGGUGUCUCCGAUGUUCUGUAUCAGCGGAAUAUGUCAGAAAUUUACGUGCUCUUCGACCGUUGAUUCGGAGUUCUCGCUGAAACCGAGCGACUGUGAAUGGGAAGCUUUACAGGCAGCGCCUACCGAGUCGACCGCUCGCGGCAAGUCGUCGGGUCCGUGGCGGCGCGCGGCCGAGUGGGUGGCGGCGAGCGGCUGCCACUACCACUGCAUCGCGCCCGGCGCCGGCCUGCGCCUCGUGCGCGCCGCCGCCUCGCCGCGCACCUCCAUACAGCUGUGCGCGCCCGCCGCCGCGCAGCCGCACCGGGGUUGCACGCGAAGGAAGUCGCCGUACCAGUACGCAACAAUGGUCUGCAGCAAAUACAAAGAACGCGUCAGAAGAUUAUCAGGCCUCGGCAUGCAGAUAUCGCCGGCUCUAGAGGACCCGGACCGGCCGUGCCGCAUCGCGUGCCAGGACGAGCGCGUCGCGCACCGCUUCUACUUGGUCAACGGGCACGAGGGCUGGUUCCCGCUGGGCACGGCCUGCGGGCACAACAACGCCUCCUACUGCGUCAGCGGGAAGUGCUUGGAGUUCGGCGGAGACAACACCCCGGUCCCGGAGACGGUGUACGCGCUGCCGCUGCUGCCGCGCCGCGUCACCCGCAGCCUCACCGCGCGGAUCGACGUCUCGCACCUCGACGACCUCAUCACCGCGCUCAACCUCACACAUACCCCGGAGGCUCACAUAACGUACUACGACAGUAUACCAGACAACGUCGAAGUGGACUUCAACAAUCCCAUACACAUAUCUCCGGAGGACACGUUAUUGAGGAAAAAACAGAGACCGACGUGGGACUGAAUAAUUCAUCUCAACUGAAUAUUUUGUCAUUAAAAUUAUACGGGACCAUGAUUAUAUUAAUGUCCAAUCUGAAGUGGUCUGUUGCAAAAAGAAAGAAAAACUCUACCACCUGCCUCUCUCUGUCUCUUUCACACACCCGCCCUUUAUAGUUUCAGAUCACAUCUCCUAAGUAAUGCAAACUAUAUUGAAAUAGUAGAAAAAAUACACAGUUCACCAAAUAAAGUUCACCUUCGGUUAAAAAAUUUACAAUAUUUAAUCAUGUUUUUCUUAUUUUUGUUAAAUAACAACUUUGAGGGGAGCAACAAUUAAAAUACACUUAUUAAGACUUAAUAAAUAAUAGUCCCAAACAGAACAAGACCAUUUCAUUUUGUAAUUUUUUUUGAUUAGGAAUGUUAUAUAACUCGAGUCAAUGCAUGACAAUUAUUGUGAUAAUUUUUUUUGUAAAUUAUAACUUUGUUUUAUAUUGUUUUUGUUAAGUAAGUUAGUGAAAAUAUACAAUUUUCUACAAACAAAA
Bombyx mori (domestic silkworm) is the source of this 6024-nucleotide messenger RNA. It is a transcript of the gene stl, whose product is annotated as A disintegrin and metalloproteinase with thrombospondin motifs 16. Bases 2580 to 5510 code for a protein of 976 amino acids. Gene Ontology annotation, biological process: proteolysis; extracellular matrix organization. Gene Ontology annotation, molecular function: metalloendopeptidase activity. Lineage: Eukaryota; Metazoa; Arthropoda; Insecta; Lepidoptera; Bombycidae. The transcript is spliced from 19 exons. Gene Ontology annotation, cellular component: extracellular matrix. The record is from RefSeq and is a predicted model, not a curated record.